Molecule: messenger RNA, 937 nt
Organism: Aricia agestis (brown argus)
Lineage: Eukaryota; Metazoa; Arthropoda; Insecta; Lepidoptera; Lycaenidae
Gene: peo
Product: protein crossbronx homolog
Exons: 6
Coding region: 144-803 (219 amino acids)
Source: RefSeq, a predicted model, not a curated record
GUUUUCUAGUGGUUUUCUAUUUCGAUUUUCGUCGGAAUUCGAAUUUUCAGAAUUCAGAAAAGCUAUUGAAGUAGAUAUAAUAGCUGUUUUCGUUUUACCGUUUCUUUGUAAAUCUGAGUAAAUCAAAAAUAGAUAUUAAGAAAAUGAAGGAAGUUGAAUAUUCUAUUUUUCAUCAGGAAAACAUUAUUAUAGCAGAAUACAGGAUGCUCCAGACGGAAAAUUUGCCAGGAAUCUAUGUUAUACCCUCGUACGAAAAUUCAUUUUUAUGGUAUGGAGUCAUAUUUAUAAGAUCUGGAAUAUAUGGAGGAGGCAUAUUCAGGUUUAAGUUAAUACUACCUGAUAAAUUCCCAGACGAUGUUGUACCUAGUGUGGUUUUUACUUCACAAAUAUAUCAUCCAGCAAUUGAUGCUAACACUGGUGCUCUUGAACUCAAUGAAGUUUUUCCUCAUUGGGAUCGAAAACAAAACCAUAUAUGGCAAAUAUUGAAAUAUGUGAACUGGAUAUUUUUUAAUUUCAAUAUGAAAGUGCCAGCUAACAAUGAAGCAGCUACUUUGUAUAAAACAAACAGCAAAAUGUUUUUAGACAAAGUAAAAGAAUGUGUAGCACACAGCAUUGAACGUGUUUAUGAUGAGCCCCCUACAGAAGAUAAACAUUAUAUAACUUUCAAGCCUUAUGACCCAAAUGUACAUGACCCAGCUAAAAACCUUAUGAUGAAGGCACCCGGCUGUUCAGAGAGUUCCAUAGGUAUUUCAUGGGUUACUCCUGGAUCAUAUCAAUCAUUUUCAAAAGAAGAAGCGACAUGAUGCCCUACAGUUUUAUGAAAUCAAGAAAUUUAAUAUCAUCCCAAACUCAGCCAUAACAUUCAAACCUGUGAUAAAAGGACAAAUUAUUUUUAAUUAUUAUAAUAAAGAUAUGAUAACAUAAAAGUAUAAAACAA